AGGUGUCAGUCGGUCGCCGCUUCGCGUCGCGCGCGGACCAUUUGGGGGGGAAAAAAUUACGGAGGAACGUACAGAGCGGUUCUCUCUCUCUCUCUCUCUCUCUUAAUCAUCCGUGAAAUCGCGAUACCGAAUGUCGCGACGGUGACAGCAAGCUGGGAAUGCCGAUGUAAUUAUCGUCGAUACAGGCUUAUUCUUUCAGGCGCGUUUUGUCACUGGGCGAAGCAUGACAGAGACGACGACACUGACAGAAUUCGAGGAAAACGUGUCCUUCGACGCAGAUGAUCCAGACUUUGCGCCUUCGCCUCCCGCGAUACAAAAUGUUCUUCGUGAUGCUCGACGUUUCGUGAAAAAUGCCAGAUUCGACGUUAAAGUACCCACUUAUCAGUGCAACAUGUCGGUCACUUCCGUGCAGCCAACCACAACCGAGAGCCUCUCCCGCCACGGGAGCAACAUUUCGUUAUCCUGUCAUAGUCUGUGCGGCAGCGUGGACGACGGUCUUCAAGGUUCGCAUCCCCAGUACCAGGAUACGAUGUUGACGAUCGAGGAACUGCGCGCCCAGCUCAACUCCUGCUUUACAUGCGGAGUGUCGUGGAGCGAGGAACACGUCUCCCUGGACUGCAGCGAGUGCGGCGGUUACUCCUUACAACGACCGUGCCCGCUCUGCGACGGACGUUGCCAUACCUCGUGGAAGCGCGACCGCAUUAUGUCCCACGCGAGUGGCAAGGCGAAAUGGGUCGGCGAAUGCGGGCUGAGUUGCGGGCCUUCCCUGGAGGAGUCGCUGGUGCCUGCGUUGGAGAAACUACGGGCCACCUCGUGAACGGCGUCGGCCCAAGCACCGCCAACCAUGCACAAGACUUAAUCCAUCACCAUCCAUCUAGUGUCACCCAUCACCAUUGUGUGCGAGGUUCAAGAGAAAAAGAGAGAGAGAAAAAGAACGCGUGAAUGUGGACCGCGGAUGAUAUGCGUUAUGUUCCUGUGGAGAGCGGCUGAUAAGGGGGAGAGAAAGGAGGCCUCUUCCGGACUCCUGCGGCUUUCCUCGAAGAUAUAAAGCCGGAUCCAGCUGGUCCCUCGAUAUCGGGGACCAAAACGUCGUCAUUAUCAUCGUCGGAAGUACAAAGCUACACGUCCACGAAGGAUUCCUACUUUCUUCUGUAUCGAAUGACAAUUCUGUUAUAACACGUUGCUUCGAACUGUUAUCGAGAAUGGACUUUACUUUCGGAGGAUUUACACCGAUUAUUUUUUUAAAUGAAAAGUUCGCAAUUAUCUUAGCGAAAUUAGGAGAUAGCUAAUUUGCAAAUUCGCUGCAACAAUUGUAGAAUUUUUUUUACCCGAAAAUACGGCGCAUCCGCAAAGUGGAUCCUUUGAAUGCUUUUUAGAUUCUAUCGCGAUAGUUUGAUAGAGAUGUGUAGCAUUGAAUCGAAAAAAUUAGGUAUGAAUUGUACGAAAUACACUCGGAUAAUUCCGAGUGAAUCUCGAUUUAUCUGACGGUUUGUAUAUAUAAUAUUCGAGAUGCAAACUUCACGGUAAGAGAGUAAUCUUUAAAUUUACGUAGACACAUGAACGAAACAUCUUAUAAUCGAAACAGCUUUAUAUCUCAAAAGUUAGACAAAUCAAUUUUGACCGUCCUAGUUUCAAGAUAUCAAUUUUGUUAUCAUUUAUUCGUCGUCAGUUAUUGCUCUUAUAGAAGUUGAACUUUCCAAUUCAUGCCGUGUACGUUAUUUAAGAGAACGUGUUGUUGAAUCCGGUCACUGUAAUAAAAAAUAGUAAUUUCUAAAAAUGUGUUUUAUAUGAAAAUAAUAUAACGCUAUUUUGACAUCUAUGCGAUAUAGUUAGCUGUUAUCUGAAGACAAUCCUUGUCUUACAAAUUAUUAUUUUCGAAACAAAGUGACCGAUUCACACACACUUAUAGAAAAAUUCAAUUUCUUACCGUAGAUUGAUUAUUACGAGUAUUUUCAAUUUUUUAACAUCGAAUUGCCGCGACUUCGGCGAAAUUUUAAUGACGAUAGCUUAAAGAUCUUCGGUCGUUCCUACAACAGUCCGAGGAGCCGGUCUUUCACUUUACUUAUUUUUUUUUUACGUAACGAAAGUUACAUCUUGGCCUCUCGGUCGUGCAAGCGAGCGCGAGUUUGCAUUACGUGAAUUCUAGAAUAAUUUUUUAGGCAACAAUUAAUCGAUCGAGCGAUCCGAUAGCAAAAAGGUGUUCUGUCGACGACCUUUCGCGUGAGAGCACGACGUAUCGGUAUUGUAAGGAAACAAUUAUUCGAUAUAUCGCUUAUAUAAAUUGUCACAACUAUCAUCGGCGAAUCGAGCUUUGCGAAUGUAUACGAUUAUAAAAAAUUAAUCAAGGUUUUUCGUGCCUCUCUAGCGAGGGCUUAGUGUUAAUGUAUAGGAGACAGAAUCCGUGUUUAUCUAUUACGAGAAAUGUUAAUUCCACAGAUUAGAGAAUUCGAAAUGAUUUUUGCACGUUGGUACGACGUUGCAAAUUGUUAAUACAAUGUUUAAAAAAAAGAAGAAAAAUGCAUAAAUCUACAAUUACAUGAUAAUCCGAUUGUGUAUUGUAACGGAAUCAAUUAAACGAAUCUCCUUGAGUCUAUGAAAGUGUAAAAAGAGUCGAUUAUAUUUAUAGCGCGUUUUUCGACAAAGAUACGUCUUGCUCGCUUUAAAUCGUCUGCUUUCCCGGCGAGAGCUUCUUCGCUAAGUUGUUGGAAGAGAAGCUCGGUCUCAAGUGCGCGUGAUUGUCUCUCACGCAAUUCAAUUGUAGACUCGACACAAAAUAGAGAUUGCGAGUGCCAAAAAUUUCACGGACUCUUGAAAAGUGAAUCUCGAAAAUCAAAAUCAAAUUUUUUCUCCAAUGCUUUAAUCGCGAUUUUUUAAAGCACGAUAUACAUUUGUUUUUUUUUAAUAUUUUUUGUAAAAAAAUUUAA
Molecule: messenger RNA, 2924 nt
Organism: Nylanderia fulva
Lineage: Eukaryota; Metazoa; Arthropoda; Insecta; Hymenoptera; Formicidae
Gene: Pino
Product: protein pinocchio
Source: RefSeq, a predicted model, not a curated record